Molecule: messenger RNA, 996 nt
Organism: Exophiala aquamarina CBS 119918
Lineage: Eukaryota; Fungi; Ascomycota; Eurotiomycetes; Chaetothyriales; Herpotrichiellaceae
Product: oxidoreductase
Exons: 1
Coding region: 1-996 (331 amino acids)
Source: RefSeq, a predicted model, not a curated record
AUGAAUAGCAGGUAUGCAGCGGCUCACCUGUCACCAAAUGGACCGGGUGAUGCCCGCCCAACAGCCGAGCAGAUUAUUAAAGACGAAAACUUAGAGGGCAAGCUAUCAGACAACUUCAUCUUGAUCACAGGAUGUUCUUCAGGCAUAGGAGUGGAGACAGCACGUGCCCUUUUUGUGACAGGCGCACAACUAUACCUGACCGCUCGAGACCUUAGCAAAGCAAAGGAAGCACUUCCGGAUCUCGUCACAUCAGACCGAGUACACCUUCUGGAGCUAGAUCUCAAUUCACUAGACAGCGUGCGGUCUUGCGCCGACAACUUUCUCUCACAAUCGAAAUCUCUCAAUAUUUUCAUUGCCAAUGCGGGAGUUAUGGCAUGUCCGGAAGGCCGCACCAAGGACGGCUUUGAGACACAAUUGGGAACCAACCACCUCUCCCACUUCCUGCUGCUGAAUCUCCUCAAGCCAGCCCUGUUAUCUGCUGCCACGCCAUCUUUCAGCUCCCGAGCCGUGUUCCUCUCCAGCAUUGGUCACCGCAUUGCAGAAGUCAAUUUCGACAACCUGAAUCUUGAAGGAGCUUACAAUGAAUGGGUCGCAUACGGCCAAAGCAAAACCGCAGUAAUCUGGACCGUUAACGAGAUUGACCGUCGUUAUGGAUCAAAGGGCCUUCACGCUUUCUCUGUAAAUCCUGGUGGGAUUAUGACAGACCUACAGAGACAUUUGCCAGAUCAAAGCAUGUUUGAUGGUCUUGAAAAAGAGUUUAAGAGUCCAAAGCAGGGUGCCGCAACCACGGUUUGGGCUGCUACUGCGGCCGCUCUGGGCGGCCAAGGAGCGAAGUAUCUAGAGAAUUGUCAGAUCUCUAAGCCUUGGUCUGAAAAGUAUGGGCAGUGGGCAGAUGGAUAUGCGCCUUGGGCAUUUGACGAAGAAAAGGAAGGCAGGCUGUGGAGGAAAUCUCUUCAGCUGGUCGGCUUGGAGGACGCUGAAUCAGAACGGCAUUGA